Molecule: messenger RNA, 1824 nt
Organism: Linum trigynum
Lineage: Eukaryota; Viridiplantae; Streptophyta; Magnoliopsida; Malpighiales; Linaceae
Source: the annotation of a GenBank genome assembly
AUGAAAUUCACGUUGCUUUGCAACCUCGGCGCCCCGCGCAAUGUGGCUGUUUCUUUGCGGCUGCGGCUGCUGCAUGUCUGGCCGGCGAAGUCUCCGGGGGAUAUCAGGAUCUACAAUUACUGUACUCUUUGGACCGACGAAACGGGUAUGUUGAUUCAUGGCGUUUCGACAACUUCAAUGGCUGCUGGGAUCCGUCGUAACCUUUCUGUUGGCAAGAUAUAUUUAAAUACGCGUGCUGGUAAUCAUUGUUACUUGACAGAUGUCGUUGGCCGGCUCCAUUCAAUCAGUGGGAUAUCGCAUAAAAUCACUAAUAACGGCCCCGCAGUCAAGCAGACGGUUAUCAUCGAGGAUGAAAGAUUUUUACGCUUUUCUAGGGUUUCUGAGUUUAGUCGUAUUGAAGCUGUGAUUCUUGCAUUUGGCGGCUUCCUGGUUAAUAAGUUGGGAGAUGAUUAUAUUCUUUCGAGUUCAGCCGGUACACGCAUAGCGGUCAAUCCUCCUGUACCGAAGGCCUAUUUUCUUGCAUCUAGGUUUGUCGAAAAACAUGAAGUUGUUGAAUCCUUGCCAGUGGAGUUUGCUACAGCUGCUGAUGCUACUGCUGAUGCUGAUCGACGAACCAAGACAUUGGAUCAGUUGUUGAGCUUGUCUCGAAUGAAUUCCUCACUGGAAGAGAGGUACCGUUGUGGUGGAGUGAUUGUUGAUGUCGAGUCAAAUUGGCAGCUGGACGAGGAACAAACUCAAGUCAAUUAUAAGCUUAAGCUUGCACUGAGGGACGACUCUUGCGAGGCUCGGUUUAUACUGAUGGGGGGGGGGGGGGGUUGUGCCCUUGCGUUGGUUAAUGUUUCUGCUGCACAUCUGGCCCAGAGGUUCCCUCAUCGUCCUGUCGUUCCACUUGAUGACCCUACGGUGGUGGGCCAUUUGCUUGAGUAUUCCUCGCAACCUUCGUUGUCUUGCCCUGUUGUUGCUGUCCCGAGUUUGGCAAUGUGUGCAGCAGGUAACGCAGGCGUUUCUUCGAGUUCAUCGAGGGCUGCGAAGGAAAAGGAAAAGGUUUCAGGUCCUCUACUCAUUGAGGCUUCAGCAGUUCCGUUCAGUAUCAUUGGGGAGCCAGACCAGACUGUUAGCUCGAUAGCUGAGGAUUUGCAGAUCCCUAUUCCUGCAAAUAUUGAAAGGGAAGAUAUGGUUGUUGGCUCUCAGAUUCUUGGGGGUUCACAUUUUUCGAGGGUUGGUGUAAAAGUUGGCUCUAGUCCAGCUGCUGCAGUUGUGCCCGUUCCUUCUUCAGUCCAGUCGUGUGCUCCAUUUGCCAGAUCUACUCCUCCGAUGAUUUCCAAGCGAACAUCCAGAAUUGAUGAGUCUAUGAGCCCUGAGGAUGUUAGUCAUGGUUCGUUUACAUCUGCUGCAAAAGUUCUGAAGCCAUCUCCUGGGUCAUCUCCUGGAAAGACCUCUGGUUUAGUCGCUGGCUCCCCGUCUGCAUCAUUAUUGGUUUCCCCACUCGCCAAGAUCAAGGUGGAGAAGUUAGAUGCUGCCGAGAUUGCUCCUUUGCCACAUGGUGGUUCCUCUCAGGCAGGUGUUGAUACAGAAAGGGGUUCUCCAGUGGACAGUCAAAAGAACCCAACUGUGAAACUAAAUGAUUCUGGUCAUGUUCUAUUUCUGCUUUUGCUAUGCAGCAAUGCCUCCCAAGAAAAGAAAGACUCGGUAUCAAACUCUAACACAAUCUUCAAAGCCAAGAAAAUCGCACUACCAGACUCUGAAACAGUUGGGGUCCAGAAAUAUAACUUGGGGUAUCUCUUUCCUGAAACAAGGGGAACCCGAUUUGGUGGCUGGAUGUAA